Messenger RNA from Pipistrellus nathusii (Nathusius's pipistrelle), 963 nucleotides. The record is from the annotation of a GenBank genome assembly. NCBI's taxonomy places the organism in Eukaryota, Metazoa, Chordata, Mammalia, Chiroptera, Vespertilionidae.
AUGAGCGUGGGCUUCAUCGGGGCCGGCCAGCUGGCCUUCGCCUUGGCCAAGGGCUUCACCGCGGCAGGCGUCCUGGCCGCCCACAAGAUCAUGGCCAGCUCCCCGGACAUGGACCUGGCCACGGUGUCUGCCCUCAGGAAACUGGGGGUGAGCCUGACGCCCCACAACACGGAGACGGCGCGACACAGCGAUGUGCUCUUCCUGGCGGUGAAGCCGCUCAUCGUCCCCUUCAUCCUGGACGAGCUGGGCCCCCACCUGGCGAGCCGGCACCUCGUGGUGUCCUGCGCGGCCGGCGUCACCAUCGGCAGCAUCGAGAAGAAGCUGCGGGCCUUCCAGCCGGCCCCCAGGGUGAUCCGCUGCAUGACCAACACGCCGGUGGUGGUGCGGGAGGGCGCCACGGUGUACGCCACGGGCACCCACGCCCACGUGGAGGACGGCCGGCUGCUGGAGCAGCUGCUGGGCAGCGUGGGCUUCUGCGCCGAGGUGGAGGAGGACCUGAUCGACGCCGUCACCGGGCUCAGCGGCAGCGGGCCCGCCUACGCAUUCACGGCCCUGGACGCCCUGUCCGACGGGGGCGUGAAGAUGGGGCUUCCCCGGCGCCUGGCCGUCCGCCUCGGGGCCCAGGCCCUGCUGGGUGCUGCCAAGAUGCUGCUGGACUCGGAGCAGCACCCCGGGCAGCUCAAGGACAAUGUCUGCUCCCCGGGCGGCGCCACCAUCCACGCCCUGCACGUGCUGGAGAGCGGGGGCUUCCGCUCGCUGCUCAUCCAGGCCGUGGAGGCCUCCUGCAUCCGCACCCGGGAGCUGCAGUCCAUGGCCGACCAGGAGAAGGUCUCGCCCGCUGCCAUUAAGAAGACCGUCCUGGACAAGGUGAAGCUGGACUCCCCUCCGGAGGCCGCACCGGCCCCUUCCGGCCACUCCACGCUGCUCCCCCGCAGUGUGGCCCCCGGGGGCAAGAAGGACUGA